This is a messenger RNA of Sabethes cyaneus, 570 nucleotides long. RefSeq lists its product as uncharacterized. The coding region runs from base 1 to 570 and encodes 189 amino acids. The transcript has 2 exons. The record is from RefSeq and is a predicted model, not a curated record. Lineage: Eukaryota; Metazoa; Arthropoda; Insecta; Diptera; Culicidae.
AUGAUUACGAUUGGAGCUUGCUCGGCCAAUUGUACGGACAGCGAUUCCGCCGAUCGUUCUCGGGUAAAACGUUGGCUCAUAUUCAGUCCGAAUGGGGGAACUGCCAAGAUCGUUAUUGGGUGCAUAGUGCCGAUUCGAUUUGCACACAAACUGUUCCGUCAGCUCAAUAUGAUUCAGAACCUGCAGGCCAAUUAUAAUAUUCCACAAACACUAAUUUGGCCCGUUCCGGAAAAGUUUCUUAAAUCCCGCCUCAACGACGAGUACGUUGAUUACAGUCGAAGUCAAUUGUACCAGUUGCUGGAAGCAAAAAUCGACAGCUGGGGCAGCGAUGGACGCGAAUGCAUGCUGAGGGCCAUCUGUGAAGUAGCCGAGGCACCGCUUGGUCAUAAUGGUAUGAUUGGAGAAAUUCUAGACGUCAUAUUUACCCCAUAUGAAGCAGAAGAAAUCGACGAGGUUUACCUACAAGCAAAGCAGCAAGGAAAUAGUGGUGCAGAAUGUGGUCAAAUAUAUCGAAAAUGUCCCACCGGACAUGGUUUGUUGGAGUUGAUUUCUGUUGUGAAUAUCAUGUAA